Messenger RNA from Insectozyma verbasci, 9111 nucleotides. Lineage: Eukaryota; Fungi; Ascomycota; Pichiomycetes; Serinales; Debaryomycetaceae. The record is from the annotation of a GenBank genome assembly.
AUGUAUUUUUGGAAAUCUUUCUUAAUUUUCCUAUUUACAUUAAAUCAAAUUAACUCUGUCGAUAUAAGAAAUGAUGUUGUUUCUAGAGGUCAAAUUGAAGUCAAUUUAGAUGGAGUACAUGUUUAUCCAAAUGUUUAUUGGUCAAUCGUUGAUAAUUUCAUUUUAAAUUUUGUUGGUGGAAUUACUGUUGAUCAAGGUGGUGCAUUUUAUGUUACUAGUAAUAGUGCAACUUUCCAAUUAAGAGUAGUUUUAACUGGUGUUAUUCAUAAUAUUUUGAAUAAUGGUAUAAUUUCAUUAAAUGCUAAAAAUUCUUUAGUUGCACCAGAUUAUAGAUUAGUUGGAAAUUCAUUUACAAAUAAUGGUGAAUUUUAUAUGUCUGGUGAUGGUUCAUUAGGACAGCCAAUUUAUGAAAUAAUGGCUGCAAGUUGGAGAAAUAAUGGUUUAUUAGUAUUACAUCAAAAUCAAAGAUCAAAUGCAAUUACUGAGAUUGGUGCCACAGGUACAAGUAUCAGCAAUGCUGGUACAAUAUGUUUAACAAAUAUUGAAUUUGAACAGAAAACUGCAAUUUUAGGUAAUGGGUGUUUAGUUUUAAAACAAAAAUCAUCGUUAAUUUUACCAAAUGCUUUAUUAGUUUUUUCACAAUUACAAACUAUUUAUAUGGAAGAUGAAAGUUCAAUUGUUAUUGAAGCUCUUUCAACUCCACAAACUUUUAAAGUUGCUAAUUUUGGUCAAGGUAAAAAAAUUGGUUUAACUACAACUUUAGCUCCAACUUUAUUACAUGGAAGUUAUACUUAUGAUACAAAAACUGGUAUUUUAACAUUGUAUACAUUGGCAUUACAUCAAAACUUUAAUAUUGGUACUGGUUAUAAUCCAAGUUUAUUUAGUAUCACUACGGAGACAAGUUCAUUAGUUCCAACUGUUAAUAACGCUGUUUCUUAUUCUGGAAGACCUCCGAAUUCAAAUUUCCCAUCAAAUUGUAUACCUUGUAAGGUAGUACCUGAUCCUCCAGGAUUAAAUCCAACCAGAACUUCAACAGCAAUUAUUUCAACAUUACCUGAUGGAAGUUUAACUACGAGAAGUGCCGAGUUAUUAGUUUCAACAUCAGCAAACGGAAAUUGGUUUACAUCGACAAUUUGGGGUUCAGAACCAAGUACAAGCUCAAGUUCAAGCUCCACGAGCUUAUCAAUUAGGUCUAGUUCAAGUUCAAUUAGCUCAAGCUCUUCAGUCACAAGCUCCAGCUCUUCAAUCACAAGCUCCAGUUCAGAAUCAAGCUCCAUCUUGUCUGACUCUCAAUUUUCAAGCUCAAGCUCAGAAUCAUCAUCGAGUGAAUCAAGUUCAAAUCAACCAGAAACUACAACAGAAUCAACCGGGACACUCGAAGUUACAACAAUACCAACAACAUCAUCAGCUAGAACCACAACACCGUUAUUUACUCAGUAUACAACCACUAUUUUAGAUGUAAAUGAACGUUCAGAAACUUUUUCGAAUGCAGUUGAUAUUUUAAUUAGUACCAAUGAAGAUGGAGAAUGGUUUACAAGUACGCAUGAUAUCCCGGAAUCAUUUGAAAGAUAUACAACGACACUUUACACAGUUUUAAUUGAUGAAAAUAAUAGUAGAUUAUUUACUUAUACACUAUAUGAAGUUGUCAUUUCGACUGAUUCAAAUGAACAAUGGUAUACCUCAUCAUAUACUAUCCCACCAACAUUUACUCAAUAUACUUAUACUCAAACUUCAUUUAAUCCGCAAGGUAUUAUCUCAGUAACUACAUAUAUUAAAAAAGUCACAACUGAUGAAUUUGGAAAUUGGACAACUCAAACAUUACCAAUUACACCAGAAGUUACAAAUUACAGAACCACAUACUUGACUACAAAUACUCAAGGUGGAUUUGAAACCAUAACAGCUGAAGUUCAUAUUAGUUCAAAUGAACAAGGAUGGUAUACAAGUGAAUUUAAAGAACAAUUUACAACUUAUACAACUAAUGUAAUUGAAUCUGGUGAAACUAAACGUGCUGCAGUCAUUGUCUCAACUAAUGAAUUUGAAUCUUGGUAUACUACAACUUCAAUUUUUCCACCACAACCAACUCGAUUUGCAACUGCUCACGUUUUUACAGAUGAAGAUGGAGAUUUGUAUACUUCAUUUCAUGAUAUUGUAAUAACUACAGAUGAUGACGGAAAUUGGCAUACUUAUACUGAAGAUUUUCAACCAGAACCAACUGUUUUAACUUUAGUAAUUGGCGAUGAAGAUACUGAAGGUAUUACAAUUGAAGUUAUUGUAACAACAGAUGAAGAUGGUAAUUGGUAUACUGAAUACGAACCUCAAGAACCUAGAUUUUAUUCAUAUGAUACAACUUUUGUAAUUGGAACAGAAACAAUUACAGCAACAGUUAUAAAAUCAACAAAUAGAAGAGGUGAGACAUAUACUUCAACAUAUCAUGAAUCACCGCCUUAUUAUCAGACAUAUACAAGUUUAUUCACGACUGAAGUUCCAAGUGUUGGUUUAAGAACAAGAGUUGCUGAAUUUGUCGUUACUCGAGAUGAAAAUGAUAAUUGGACGACUAUAACGAGCUUAUUACCUCAAUCUUUUACCAAUUAUGUUUUAACUUAUACUACUACAGAUUAUUGGGGUGAUAAAGUCACUGAAAGUGCUCAAAUUUUAAUCACCACAAAUCCAAGAGGAGGUUGGUUUACUGGUAUUUAUGAAAUUUUUGCAAUUAGUACAUUAACGUAUUUAACAACAAAUGUACAAGGUGAAACUAUAUUAGAAACAAGUGAAGUUAUGGCUACUAGUAUUAUUUCAAGUUUAGAAGAAGGUGAAGAAGCAAGUGGUAUAUUUACACAAAUAAAUGAAAGUAAUGGAUAUUUUUCAUCAAGUGAUUAUUAUCUAUCAGAAACUGGAACAUCAACUAGUGUAUCAGAAAGUAACGAAUACUACUCAUCAACUGGUAAUUUAGCUUAUGAAACUGGUGAAAGUGAGACAACUUUAAAUGCAAAUACUUUAAGUCCAACUAAAUAUUUAACUUUAUUCACAGAAACUGAUGAAAAUAGUGUUGAAGAAACAAAAUUAGCUGAAAUUUUGAUAACUUCAAAUGAUGAAUCAAUAUGGACAACCAUAACAAGUUACAUAACUCCUAGUCUAUCUUCAGAAGUAGUCGAUUCAUCAAUUGGAACAUCUUUAGAUGCAACCUAUAGUGAAUUUGUAAAUUAUGGAUUUAUAACAACCUAUACUACAACUUAUGAAGACAACAGCAUUAAAACUGAGUCAGCAUAUAUUGAAUUUUUUCAAAAUCCAGAUGGUGAUGUAUCAUUUACAAGUUCAAAAUAUCCAGAUCCAACAUCAUAUUAUACUACAUAUGAAUCUAUAGAUUCUAAUGGAAUUACAUCUACUCAAUCUGCUUAUGUUGAUAUUAGUGUAGUUGAAGGAAUUGCAACAACAUCCUCAUCAAUUAUAGAACCGGAAAAUACCGAAUAUAACACAAUUAUCGAAACUACUGAUGCUAAUGGGAAAGUAUCAACCAGCUUAGGUAAUGUUAUUAUCACGUCGGAUAUUGAAGGAUGGUCAACAACUACGGAAGAAAUAACGGAAGAAACCACCAUUACUAUACCAGAUAGUAACAAUUCGAAUAUAUUUACUGAAGUAAUUGUAAGUUCUGAAUCUAAUGGAGAAUUAACUACUGAAAUCAAUGAAAUCACUCAAAUUGAAACAGAGUAUCCAACAAUUAUUGAAAGUACAGAAUCAAAUGGUGAAAUUUCUACCAGCUUAGGUAAUGUUAUUAUCACGUCGGAUACUGAAGGAUGGUCAACAACUACUGAGGAAAUAACAGAAGAAACCACAAUUACAUUAGAUGGAAAUUCAGAAAUUUAUACUGAGGUUAUAAUCAGUAGUGAAACUAAUGGAGAAUUAACUACAGAAUUCAAUGAGUUGACACAUAGUGAAACUGAAUACCUUACAAUUGUAGAAACCACUGAUUUUAAUGGUGAAACUUCAACCAGCUUAGGUAAUGUUAUUAUCACGUCGGAUAUUGAAGGAUGGUCAACAACUACGGAAGAAAUAACGGAAGAAACCACCAUUACUAUACCAGAUAGUAACAAUUCGAAUAUAUUUACUGAAGUAAUUGUAAGUUCUGAAUCUAAUGGAGAAUUAACUACUGAAAUUAAUGAAAUCACUCAAAUUGAAACAGUGUAUCCAACAAUUAUUGAAAGUACAGAAUCAAAUGGUGAAAUUUCUACCAGCUUAGGUAAUGUUAUUAUCACGUCGGAUACUGAAGGAUGGUCAACAACUACUGAGGAAAUAACGGAAGAAACCACAAUUACUAUACCAGAUAGUACCAAUUCGAAUAUAUUUACUGAAGUAAUUGUAAGUUCUGAAUCUAAUGGAGAAUUAACUACUGAAAUUAAUGAAAUCACUCAAAUUGAAACAGUGUAUCCAACAAUUAUAGAAAGUACAGAAUCAAAUGGUGAAAUUUCUACUAGCUUAGGUAAUGUUAUUAUCACGUCGGAUAUUGAAGGAUGGUCAACAACUACUGAGGAAAUAACAGAAGAAACCACGAUUACUAUACCAGAUAGUACCAAUUCGAAUAUAUUUACUGAAGUAAUUGUAAGUUCUGAAUCUAAUGGAGAAUUAACUACUGAAAUUAAUGAAAUCACUCAAAUUGAAACAGAGUAUCCAACAAUUAUAGAAAGUACAGAAUCAAAUGGUGAAAUUUCUACUAGCUUAGGUAAUGUUAUUAUCACGUCGGAUAUUGAAGGAUGGUCAACAACUACGGAAGAAAUAACGGAAGAAACCACAAUUACUAUACCAGAUAGUACCAAUUCGAAUAUAUUUACUGAAGUAAUUGUAAGUUCUGAAUCUAAUGGAGAAUUAACUACUGAAAUUAAUGAAAUCACUCAAAUUGAAACAGUGUAUCCAACAAUUAUUGAAAGUACAGAAUCAAAUGGUGAAAUUUCUACCAGCUUAGGUAAUGUUAUUAUCACGUCGGAUACUGAAGGAUGGUCAACAACUACUGAGGAAAUAACAGAAGAAACCACGAUUACUAUACCAGAUAGUAGCAAUUCGAAUAUAUUUACCGAGGUGAUUGUAAGUUCUGAAUCUAAUGGAGAAUUAACUACUGAAAUUAAUGAAAUCACUCAAAUUGAAACAGUGUAUCCAACAAUUAUUGAAAGUACAGAAUCAAAUGGUGAAAUUUCUACCAGCUUAGGUAAUGUUAUUAUUGCGUCGGAUACUGAUGGAUGGUCAACAACUACGGAAGAAAUAACAGAAGAAACCACGAUUACUAUACCAGAUAGUAGCAAUUCGAAUAUAUUUACCGAGGUGAUUGUAAGUUCUGAAUCUAAUGGAGAAUUAACUACUGAAAUCAAUGAAAUCACUCAAAUUGAAACAGAGUAUCCAACAAUUAUAGAAAGUACAGAAUCAAAUGGUGAAAUUUCUACUAGCUUAGGUAAUGUUAUUAUCACGUCGGAUAUUGAAGGAUGGUCAACAACUACGGAAGAAAUAACGGAAGAAACCACAAUUACUAUACCAGAUAGUACCAAUUCGAAUAUAUUUACUGAAGUAAUUGUAAGUUCUGAAUCUAAUGGAGAAUUAACUACUGAAAUCAAUGAAAUCACUCAAAUUGAAACAGAGUAUCCAACAAUUAUUGAAAGUACAGAAUCAAAUGGUGAAAUUUCUACCAGCUUAGGUAAUGUUAUUAUCACGUCGGAUACUGAAGGAUGGUCAACAACUACUGAGGAAAUAACAGAAGAAACCACAAUUACAUUAGAUGGAAAUUCAGAAAUUUAUACUGAGGUUAUAAUCAGUAGUGAAACUAAUGGAGAAUUAACUACAGAAUUCAAUGAGUUGACACAUAGUGAAACUGAAUACCUUACAAUUGUAGAAACCACUGAUUUUAAUGGUGAAACUUCAACCAGCUUAGGUAAUGUUAUUAUAACGUCAGAUAUUGAAGGAUGGUCAACAACUACGGAAGAAAUAACAGAAGAAACCACCAUUACUAUACCAGAUAGUAGCAAUUCGAAUAUAUUUACUGAAGUAAUUGUAAGUUCUGAAUCUAAUGGAGAAUUAACUACUGAAAUUAAUGAAAUCACUCAAAUUGAAACAGAGUAUCCAACAAUUAUAGAAAGUACAGAAUCAAAUGGUGAAAUUUCUACUAGCUUAGGUAAUGUUAUUAUCACGUCGGAUAUUGAAGGAUGGUCAACAACUACGGAAGAAAUAACGGAAGAAACCACAAUUACUAUACCAGAUAGUACCAAUUCGAAUAUAUUUACUGAAGUAAUUGUAAGUUCUGAAUCUAAUGGAGAAUUAACUACUGAAAUUAAUGAAAUCACUCAAAUUGAAACAGUGUAUCCAACAAUUAUUGAAAGUACAGAAUCAAAUGGUGAAAUUUCUACCAGCUUAGGUAAUGUUAUUAUCACGUCGGAUACUGAAGGAUGGUCAACAACUACUGAGGAAAUAACAGAAGAAACCACGAUUACUAUACCAGAUAGUAGCAAUUCGAAUAUAUUUACCGAGGUGAUUGUAAGUUCUGAAUCUAAUGGAGAAUUAACUACUGAAAUUAAUGAAAUCACUCAAAUUGAAACAGUGUAUCCAACAAUUAUUGAAAGUACAGAAUCAAAUGGUGAAAUUUCUACCAGCUUAGGUAAUGUUAUUAUUGCGUCGGAUACUGAUGGAUGGUCAACAACUACGGAAGAAAUAACAGAAGAAACCACGAUUACUAUACCAGAUAGUAGCAAUUCGAAUAUAUUUACCGAGGUGAUUGUAAGUUCUGAAUCUAAUGGAGAAUUAACUACUGAAAUUAAUGAAAUCACUCAAAUUGAAACAGAGUAUCCAACAAUUAUUGAAAGUACAGAAUCAAAUGGUGAAAUUUCUACCAGCUUAGGUAAUGUUAUUAUUGCGUCGGAUACUGAUGGAUGGUCAACAACUACGGAAGAAAUAACAGAAGAAACCACGAUUACUAUACCAGAUAGUAGCAAUUCGAAUAUAUUUACCGAGGUGAUUGUAAGUUCUGAAUCUAAUGGAGAAUUAACUACUGAAAUCAAUGAAAUCACUCAAAUUGAAACAGAGUAUCCAACAAUUAUUGAAAGUACAGAAUCAAAUGGUGAAAUUUCUACCAGCUUAGGUAAUGUUAUUAUCACGUCGGAUACUGAAGGAUGGUCAACAACUACUGAGGAAAUAACAGAAGAAACCACAAUUACAUUAGAUGGAAAUUCAGAAAUUUAUACUGAGGUUAUAAUCAGUAGUGAAACUAAUGGAGAAUUAACUACAGAAUUCAAUGAGCUGACACAUAGUGAAACUGAAUACCUUACAAUUGUAGAAACCACUGAUUUUAAUGGUGAAACUUCAACCAGCUUAGGUAAUGUUAUUAUAACGUCAGAUAUUGAAGGAUGGUCAACAACUACGGAAGAAAUAACAGAAGAAACCACCAUUACUAUACCAGAUAGUAGCAAUUCGAAUAUAUUUACUGAAGUAAUUGUAAGUUCUGAAUCUAAUGGAGAAUUAACUACUGAAAUCAAUGCAAUAACUCAUAUUGAAACAGAAUUUCCUACUAUUAUAAUGACUACUGAUUCAGAUGGUGAGUCUACUUCAAGCUUAGGUAAUAUUAUAAUCACAUCAGAGAAUGGGAAUUGGUCAACAACAACACAAGAAAUUUUAGAAGAGACAACAUUCACAUUAAUUGAUCGUUCUGAAAUAUUUACAGUAAUUAUAGUAACUAGUAAUUCAGAAGGAAGUUUCACAACUCAAAUCAAUGAAUUUACAUGGACUAGUGUUGAAUCAAGUACAAGUUUAGAAAAUGAAUGGUCAACAACUAUUUUACCAAUUGAUCACGAAACAAGUUUUACACUAAUUGAAACUUACACUACUUUUGAUUUGAUCGAAGCUGUCAUAUUCCUGGAUAAAAAUGGAGAGUUAACUACUAUAUUUGAAACUAUUGAACCAGAGAGGUCGCAGUCUUCAAGUUUAAUUCAAUUUUCAUCAAUAUUCAAUGUAUCAAGUCCAGAAAUUACGCAAUAUCCAACCAUAAUUGAAAUUGAUAAUUCAACUGAAAUAACGGAAAUAUUAAUCUCAUCUAAUGAGUGGGACAAUAUAACAACCAUAAUACCUUCAAUAGCUCAUGAAACUGAAUUUACGGUUCAGAAAUCUGAUGAAAUGAUUGAAGUACUUGUUACAUCUGACUCCGAGAAUGAAUUUGGUACUUCGCUGAGUGGUAUUUCAGAGUUUUAUACAUUGAUAGAGACAAUCGAUGAUAAUAAUCAAACAAUAAGAAGUCUUGGUAUAGUUGUUACUGGUUCAAAAGAUGGAGAAUUAUACACAUCUACUAGACUGAUUGAUCAAGAAUUAUCAACAAUUACCAUUUCAGAGCCAAAAACUUCAAAAGAAAUAAUUGGUGUUAAUAUUAUAAGUUCAGAGGAUGGUUUAAAUACCGAAGUAAGUACAAUUUCAUCAAUGCCCGAAUCUACAACUUAUCCUACAUUAAUUGAAGAAACAAGUCAAGGCUCAUUAGUAUCCAAUGCUGCUCAAAUUAUAGCUACCAAGGGUGGAAAUGAUCAAUGGACAACAAUUACUCAACCAAUAUCUGAAGAAACUAUAUUCACUAUUUCCCAAGAUAGUUCUGAAAUUAUAGUAGCUAUAGAAUCCCUGGAAGGUAACUUAAUUACAAAUGUUGAAGAAAUUUCACCAAGUAUAACGUACUCUUCAUAUCCUACAAUGAUUCUAGUUACCGAUGAGAAUGGAGAAGUAUCAACAAGUUUAGCAAUUGCAGUAAUUACAAAAUCUGAACAAUCAAUGUCAUCAUCAAAUCAUUAUUCAAUUAUAGUUACUACUGAUGAACUAGGAAACUAUACAACAAAAGCAAUUCAAGUGAUUGUUACAACUAAUGCAAGAUCAGAAAUAACUACUUUAAUUACUGAUAUUACUGAUCAAGCAAGAUAUACAAUCACGAAUGAAGAAACUCCAAUUGAAGUACAUGUUACAUCUGAAUCUGAUGGAUUAGUAACUUUAAUUAAUCAACAAUCUUCAACUACUACUUUUUCAGAAGUACAAAAUUCAAAUGAAGGUAUUAUGAAUUCUGCUUCUUUAAUAGCUACUUUAUUCCUUUCAUUUAUUCAUAUAUUAAUUAUUUAG